UCAUGGAAGAGAAUCCAGGAUUACAGCAGGACUGAACAAAUAUGCCUGUUUUCUCACACUGGAUCCAAACACAGCAAACACUAAACUCAUUCUGUCUGAGGAGAACAGAAAGGUGACACGUGUGGAAGAGUAUCAGUCGUAUCCUGAUCAUCCUGACAGAUUUGAUGUGCAUCGUCAGGUGUUGUGUAGAGAGAGUGUGUGUGGACGCUGUUACUGGGAGAUUGAGUGGAGUGGAGAUUUUGGGGUGUGUAUAUCAAUGUCAUAUAAGAGCAUCAGGAGGAAGGGACAAGGAGAUGAGUGUGAGUUUGGAUCUAAUGAUCAGUCUUGGAGUUUGAUCUGGACUUUCUUAGGUUACUCAUUCAUACACAAUAACAUAGUGACUGUUCUCCCUGUGAAGUCCAUCAGUCGUAGAGUAGGAGUGUAUGUGGAUGUGAGUGCAGGAACUCUGUCCUUCUACAGCGUCUCUGACACAAUGAGUCUCAUCCACACAGUCCAGACCACAUUCACUCAGCCGCUCUAUCCUGGGCUUAGGGUUUGGUCUGGAUCACUGAAACUGUGUUGAUGAAUCAGAAU
Messenger RNA from Labeo rohita (rohu), 573 nucleotides. RefSeq names its product tripartite motif-containing protein 14. The transcript has 2 exons. NCBI's taxonomy places the organism in Eukaryota, Metazoa, Chordata, Actinopteri, Cypriniformes, Cyprinidae. Gene Ontology annotation, molecular function: protein binding. The coding region runs from base 257 to 562 and encodes 101 amino acids. The record is from RefSeq and is a predicted model, not a curated record.